Molecule: messenger RNA, 6176 nt
Organism: Calliphora vicina (urban bluebottle blowfly)
Lineage: Eukaryota; Metazoa; Arthropoda; Insecta; Diptera; Calliphoridae
Exons: 19
Coding region: 35-6082 (2015 amino acids)
Biological process (GO): axonemal central apparatus assembly; cilium movement
Cellular component (GO): axoneme
Source: RefSeq, a predicted model, not a curated record
UUUUCUUACAAUUGGGGCUCAACAAUAAUUUAAAAUGCCCAUUAUUGAAAUUGAAAGAGAUUCUAAAUCCAAAAAACAUCAAUUAACUUAUUGCUGUCCAGCCAAGCAAUAUUUCAACAAUAAUACUGAUAAUCUGGUAAAAACUUUAAAAAUUGUACCCAGAGUUAUUAUUUACAAAAAGAGCUUAAAAGUCAAUAACAGCUACGAGUCCAUUAUAAAUAUAACCAAUAAAGGUCUGUAUAAACGACGUUUAAUAUAUUCUACGGACAGUAGUGAUACCACUGUACGCGUAUAUCCCACCGAAUUAACUGACAACUUUCUGCAACCCGAUCAAGCAUUACAAAUAACUGUGCGUAUUGAACCUAUAGCUAAAUCAAAUAUAAAUCGACGUCGUCAUGUAUUUUUAAGCAGCCAACAUCCAAAUAUGAUAUUUUCUAUACCCAUAAUAAUAUUGACCAAAGAUGAUAAUCGUAUUUCCUUGCCAUCCAGCCUAAAGUUUGCCCCAACAACUGCUGAAAAUUUCACUUAUUAUGAAAUGAUACUGUAUAAUAAAUCUGCUAAAAAGUUGCAAUUUAAUAUCAAGUGCUCAAAUUUAAAUCUUACAGUUCAAGCCAAGUCAUUUAAUAUUUUAAAGAAAGAUUAUAGUAAAAUAUUAUUAAAACUUUAUUGCAAGGACUGUGCAGUUGUUGAUGAUUGUCUGAAACUGAAAUUUAAUAUGGGUGACAAUUUUGAUAUACCCUUUAGACAUGAACCCUUACAAUGGUCUUUAUUUAUUGAUACAAUAAAUAUUAAUUUUGGUAGUUUACGAUUUAAACGUGAAGAAAGUACAGAAUUUUCUAUAUGCAAUGAGUCUCUCAAUGAUAUUGUAUUUUAUGUGGACUUUAAUUCAAUGGAGGCUGAUGCCCAGAAAGCUACUAAACCAACAAUUCAAAAAUCAAAUAAUUCACAAAUUGAGUUCAAUGAUAUGAAAAUAAGUGAUAAAGGCGAAAUUCUAAAUCAACCUAUUGACAAAUUUCCAUUUAGACACUUUGAAUUUAAACCGAAUUGUUCUACCAUACCAGCAAAUUCUUCCUAUUCUGUACAAAUAACUUUUCGUCCUGUUAUGCACAAGGAUUUCCUACCAACUGACGAUGAUAUUCCACCAUUUAGUAUAGUAUCUGGUCUAACGAUUUCGUGGAAAGCUGAACAAAGAAACAUUUGUUUAAGGGGUCAAAUAAUGGGACCUGAAAUUGAAAUAUUGCCUGCAGUCCUUGAUUUGCGUCAAGUAUAUUUUGGUGAAGAACAUUGUGCUCAGAUUAAGGCAGUUAAUUGUGAUGAUAUGUGCGAUGCUCAUGUGAAUUUAUACGAUGUAAUAAAUCGGGACACAGCUCAUAUAUUUGCAACACCAAACGAAGGUUUAACUUUAAAACCCCACCAAAGUGGCAUAUUUCAAAUACAAUUUUAUUGUACAGUGAUUGGGAAAUUUAUGGUCAAAAUGGAAUUUAAAGUAAAGAAUGGUGGCAUUUAUUCAAUGAUUAUAAAGGGAUAUUCUAAACAUGUACGCGUUAAAUGUUUUCCCGACAUUAUAGAUUUAGGAGUUACACCAAUCGCUAUGCCUCAAAAGCGUUUAGUAUUACUAAUGAAUCCUUUGACGGUGCCUUUAACUGUACAAUGUACUGUAAAAGAUGAUGGCAACGAAAUACCUUUGGUCUUAAACACACGCAAUGUAGAGGAACAUUUGCCCAUAACAGUUAAUGAUCCAUUUCAUUAUUUGCAACAGUGUACAAAAGCUGAUAGUGAUCCAGAAAAUACACUAUCUGGAAUAGAGGAACUUAAGUUUCAAUUUGGUUUUGAUGAACCACAAAUUUCGUUAAUGAGUGUACGUUCACAAAUGGAGGAUAAUUCGUCUUGUAGUAGUGAAUUUGAAAAGUUAGCUUUAGAUCUAAUACCAGACAUGGCCCAUAACUUUGUAUCUUAUUUGAAAACAAUUAAAAUAUUCGAUAAACCUGAGCUGGAGAAACAAAUUGUCGAAGAAGCUUUAAAUGUUCUUCUCAAAACUCCCUAUUUUUACGACAUGGACAAAUAUAAAAAUUACACUCAAAUGGAUUGGAAUUCUUUACCUACAGACCCAAAAGAAAUCUACUGUAAUACAGAGAUUAUUCGCCUCAAACCAAAUACUGGAAAAGUCAUCUCAAUUGUUGUCAUACCAAAUGCAAUCGGCUAUCAUCACAAAUAUGUGGAGCUUAGAGUUUGUCCUCUCAUGCCAGCUACAUCAGGCAAUAGAAAUACUAAUUCAGUUAAAAUUGUUGAAACAGAUCAUAUGAUUUCUAAACUAUGGAUUGAAUAUAACUGUGCGAUACCAGAAAUCAUAUGGGACAAUGUCGUUAUUAUGCAGGAUAAGUUGUAUGCGGGAGAAUUUUAUGAUUUUCAAAUGUCAUUUGAAAAUAAUAGUUGUAUUGGUGGUUUUUUCUAUUAUGAUGUUAUUCCACAUUCCAAUUUGGGUAUCAUGAAAUUUCCAAAUAAUAAAUGGAAAUAUUUUAUUGAACCUGGUGCAAAAAUCUAUGUACCAUGUCAAGUAAAAUUUAAUAAAUUGGGUUUUAUAACGUUAGCUGGACUCAUAAAGUUUGUGGGAGUUAAUGCCUGUUAUCCAUUUCAUAUUAAAUCAGAAGUUUUGCCACCAAAAGUUAAUUUUCUACCUCGAUCUAUAGUAAAAACUGUCGAUGUUUUAGUAUUUUCAAAACUGUAUAUAUUUAUAGAAAAUGCUACACCCACCACUACGUGGUUUAAUCUAAAAUUGAAAGAUGAUACUGACAUAUCUAUAGAACCCUGCGGUGGUCAAUUGGCUCCCACUGGUCAAGCUAUGUAUAUUACUUUAAAUUUAUUGUAUAAAGAUCCCGGAACAUAUAAAAAUGUACUAUAUAUAACAAUGGAAUUUGCAACUAUAGAGAAAAUUCCCAUUACUAUAAAUGUCAAAGGCAUACCAAUCUUUUUUGAACCUGAGAUUCGUGCUAAUGUCUUGAAUAUUGGCAGCAUACUAUGUAAUACGGAAGAAGAUUAUUACGCAGAUAAGCCAAACUAUAUAAAAGUUAUAAAAGUGGUCAAUAAAGGAUUACGACAUUAUCGAUUAAGCAUUACACGAACUAAAUGUUCAGCUAAACCCACAUGCAGCAUUAAUUCAUCGAAAGUAAAACUAACUAUAAAACCUAAUAAUUUAAUAGUGCCUCCUUUAAUGGAAAAUAGUUUUAACAUAUUAAUAAACUGCUGUGAAUCAACGACAAUAUUCAGUGAAUUUCGAAUACAGUUAACUGAUCAGAAUGAUGUAAAACAUAUGGAAACGUCUAGCUUUAUAAUGACAGCAACAUUUAUUCUGCCACAGCUUUCGUGGAAUCGGCGAGAAAUUACUAUGAAUUAUUAUCGAACACAUAAGUACAAGGAGCACGAACAGUUUGAAACUGUAAAGCUUAGGAAUAUUACUGAGAAUAGUGUGGAUCAUGUAAAUAUAAAAUUAACUGGACCUUUUAAAAUAAAAGAAUUGUUUGAACAUAACUACGUAAAUGAAUUGUAUUUUUCGAUGGGAGGUUUAGAAACAAAAGAAUUUUUCAUUAUGUUGAAUAAAGAUCUUAUAAGAAAUCGUUUAAAUACCUAUUAUGAAGGAUGUAUAACAUGUUAUGCAAAUUCAAGAGUUCAGAAAUCGGUUCGUUUAAAAUUAAUGGUAUUUGUACCCAAAAUAUACCUGAAACAAAACCAGGUGACUUUAUUUACAAAGAACACCGAAGGUGGUACCUAUAUAGAACUUGUAAAUACCGGAGAAAUUCCAGCCAUUUAUAAAUGGAAAAAAUUAAAAGAGGAAUGCCAUUACAUAAGACAGGAAGAUGAUGCUCAGCAAGUUGCUUCUAUGAUUUUAUCUGAUCUUAUACAUAUGCUGGACCUGGAAAACAUUAAUAUCGAAGCAGAUUCAGAAUUAAAUAUGACACAUCGCUAUCAGAAAUUCAAAUGCAUUUUAAAGGAUUUAACUGACCCUAUUAAUAUCAAGGAGAUUUUAAAUGAAAUUAUAGAUAAUUUAGAUUUAAUCAAUAGACGCUAUAAAUUGUGUAACCAAGAGCCUAUAUCACCUUUGCCUGAGUGUUUCGAAAUAGAAAAUAAAUUUAGAAAUCAUAUCCAGAAUGAUAGUGAAAUCAUACAACGAUUUAACAGAUAUUCAACAGAUCAUAUACAUUCACAAAUUGAUGAUGCUUUGAAUGUGGAAAUUUCACAGCUUCAAGAAGAAUUUAAUGAAAAACUUGAUGGAAUUGAAGAUCAUUUUAAUUCGCAAACAAUAUUUGUGAAUCGCAAAUUUACAGCGAUUUCUUCUACAACGUCUGUUGCAGCCGGGGAGUUAUCGAAUGAAUACACUUGUGUUUAUCAUACUUUGGAUCACAUUUUGAGUCAUUUAAAACUAGAAGACAGUUAUGUAUUAUCAUUGCCGAGCACUGAAACCUGCGAUCUUAGGAACUCGGUAUAUUUUUUUGAUAAAUGUGGAGUAUUGCAAGCAAAUGAAAAGGAAAUGUGCGCUUUACAUAUUCCAGCCAUUAGAAAAGGUUUUGAAGUUCGUGCCCUAUUUCAAUUAUAUGUGGUUGGUGGAAAAUCCCAACAAUUAGAGAUGAUUUUAGUUAAUUUGGAUAAAACCGUUAUAUUAAGCAAAGAAAGCAUUUAUUUGGGUCUCAGGCCUUGGUAUGAACGAUAUCGCACUAAAUCCUAUGUUCAAAAUACAACUAAUUAUCAAAUUGCUUUAAAAAUCAAUAAAGUACCAAGACCUCUAGAGAAACUACCUAAACUCGCUACAGGAUAUAUCAAUAUAAUAGAAAACAAAACGCUUCAGUUAAUGCCUUUACAAAAUACUACCAUUCGAACUGAAGGUAUUAUGGGCUUUAAUGAGGAAUUUAAACAAGAAUUAAAUAUCAUUAUAAAUGAGAGUGAAGAAUUAAUAUUAAAUAUAAGUGGACAUGGAAUAAUGCCAAUGUUUAUUAUUUCUAAACCGUUACUACCACUUCUGGAGCAAGAUCCAUUUGAAAUUACCGAAGAAUAUCGUUUAUUACAAAAAAUAUUUUAUUUAGAAAUGUUUAAAUCAAUUACCGAACAAGAUGAAGGGUAUCCUAAAACAAUGGAUGAAGAGGAAAACUCAUUACAAGACAUUCAAAGUUUUGAGGCAGAUUCAAGUGAAACUGAAUAUGGAUCGGAAAGCGCUAGAACUUCUGGGGAUAUAAAAAGAGAACAACGUUUUUUUAGGCUUAUAAAAACCUAUAUUCUGGUAAAUAAUAAUGAAGAUUUACCAAAUUCUAGGAUUUUGGAACAAUUAUUGCAAACAGAAAAAUUUUUAAAUCAUUUACGUCACAACUCUGUAAGUUGUUCAAUUUUAAGCCGGCUCUAUGAAAACUAUUUACUGCAACGAAAUAGUUAUGAUGACAAAAUUGCUAUUAAUUUAAAACAUUUUACCAUACAAUCUCUACCAUUUCAAUUACGAACCCAUAUUUUAGAUAUGGACAAAGUAUAUUUAAAUCAAUAUUCAAAACUUAUGUUUGAAUUGGAGUUUAUUGGUGCUCCUGGUGAAUUAAUAGCAGCAGCUAGAUGUGCUCUUAAAAUUCCAGGACUAACGGUUGAUCUCGAAAUUGUGGAAAAUACCGAUAAUAACGAUUUUAUUUAUUAUCGCUCUGAAGAAAAAUUAUUUGCCUGUGAUAAACCCUAUCGCAAUAUAAAUGAACGUAACAUGGAUGCUGAAACCAAUCCCAAACUCAAACAUGCCCAUUCUUAUGAUAUAAAUCGUUUGCAACAACAUGAACGUAAUGUAACGAGAAAGGAACCUAAAUCCCUUAGGAACUAUUAUAAUAGUUUGAAUAAAUCCAUAUAUAUGGACCAGAAGUAUCAUUUUACACAUUGUAAAAUAUUUACAAAUACUGAAUGUAUUAUGUCGAAAGCAAGAAUCAAGGUUAUUGUACUAUUCCGGCCACAGAAGUCACAUUAUAAACAUAAUCAAAAUGUUGAGGAUUAUCUUUAUAUCGAUUUACAUAUGGGUCCAACACUUCCGAUAUUGCUACGAGCUGUGAUUAUUGAUAGAAAUCGUACCUAAACAUCAGAAUAUUUUAUAAACAAUUUUUGAAUCUAUUUUUUGUUUAUUUCUUUAGCUUAUUUUAUACAUUUAUUGAAAUAAAAUUAAAUAUUUU